This is a messenger RNA of Stegostoma tigrinum, 2600 nucleotides long. RefSeq names its product opioid receptor, kappa 1 (gene oprk1). Lineage: Eukaryota; Metazoa; Chordata; Chondrichthyes; Orectolobiformes; Stegostomatidae. The transcript is spliced from 4 exons. Gene Ontology annotation, molecular function: dynorphin receptor activity; neuropeptide binding. Bases 159 to 1295 code for a protein of 378 amino acids. Gene Ontology annotation, cellular component: membrane; neuron projection. The record is from RefSeq and is a predicted model, not a curated record. Gene Ontology annotation, biological process: neuropeptide signaling pathway; sensory perception of pain; G protein-coupled opioid receptor signaling pathway.
CGUUUGUACGCUGGCAGAUCCAGCUGCAAGGGGUUCCGGCUGUUCACACCUCACCUUGCAUACAAGGAAAAGUUCACGUCGGUGAUCUUUGCUCUGCACUUAUCGACUGUUACACAGAAGUUUUCAAUCUCAUCUGUUCGAUAAACCUGGAUGAGACUAUGGGCACUUCAGUGGUAAUUACUAGAGAAGGCAUGGGUUCCAAAUGUAUGUUGCACUUCUCUGAUGAAUGUACCCCUGGCAUUAUCCCAAACAGCACUUUCCCAACCACUUCAUAUUAUUUGGAAAACAGCACGGAUUUUUUUGACUUUCACACGAACACAGUGAACACCCUUAUCCCCAUCAGUAUUACCGCUGUCUACUCGCUCAUUUUUGUGGUGGGUACGGUGGGCAACUGCCUAGUUAUGUAUGGGAUCGUAAGGCACACCAAGAUGAAGACAGCUACCAAUAUUUACAUUUUUAAUCUUGCUGCAGCAGAUGCUCUAGCAACAAGCACAAUGCCUUUCCAGAGUGCUGAUUAUUUGUUGGGAUCUUGGCCAUUUGGAGAUACAUUGUGUAAAAUAGUUGUCUCCAUUGAUUAUUACAAUAUGUUUACGAGCAUUUUCACAUUGACAAUGAUGAGUGUUGACCGAUAUAUUGCUGUGUGCCAUCCAGUGAAGGCAUUGGAUUUUCGUACCCCUCUGAAGGCAAAAGUGAUAAACGUUUGCAUCUGGAUCCUUGCCUCAGUUAUUGGCAUACCCGUUACAGUGCUGGGGGGCACUGGGACAAGGAAUGGGAGUGUCGAAUGUGAGUUGAAAUUCCCACAACCCUACUGGUACUGGGACACCAUACUGAAAAUCUGUGUUUUUAUCUUUGCCUUUGUUAUCCCUGUUCUCAUCAUCUCUGCAUGCUACAGCCUGAUGAUUCUGCGUUUAAAGAGUGUGAGGCUACUUUCUGGUUCCAGAGAGAAAGACAGAAACUUGCGUCGAAUCACUCAUAUGGUCCUCAUUGUUGUAGCAGUUUUCAUCAUCUGUUGGACUCCCAUUCACAUUUUUGUAUUAGUCAAAGCUUUGACAGAUGUGCCUGAAACUACAGUAGUAUCUGCCUGCUAUUAUUUCUCAGUAGCACUUGGUUAUACCAAUAGCAGCCUUAAUCCCAUUCUCUAUGCUUUUUUGGACGAAAAUUUUAAAAGGUGCUUCAAAGAUUUUUGCUGUUCCUCAGGGAUGAAGCUCGAGUGGCAGACCAGCAGCAGAGUAAGGAAUACCACACAUAAUACAUUGUUCCACAAUAGUGUAGGGAAUGCACACCGGGAAGUAUGACUAGCAGUGGAAAUGUCAUCUUUAGCACUCCAAGCAAGGGAUGACUUUCAGGACUUAGGUGUGACUCAAAUUACUUCUGAACUUUAAUUCUUCUUCUAAUGAGGAAAAUGAGGCCUAUUUAUCAUUACAAUACAUACAAUGAUUUGGCCUUCCAGUGCUCAUCGCCCACAGAGCAAAUGAUCAGUAUGCAUGGGAAAAUGAAUUCCACUUUAGGUUUCUUUGGCACAAAAUGACAUAUCUAGCAUCCAAGCUAGGUAAUUGGCAUUGAUUCUAAAACAGUGCUGUUUUUACAUUCCCAUUUCAUUGGGAGAUCAAGCACGUCAAAUUAAUGUGGCAGGCCUAUCAUAGACUGUGCUACAUUGGAUAUAUUUGGUUAUAUAAUUCCAAAGUUCUGUUUUCAAACUAAUGCUUUCAUUGUAAAAUAGCAACAGACAUUCUGCAACUUAAAGAAUUUCAAACCUGUAGUGAAAAUCUCAAAUCCGGUGAAAAGAAGCUGUCUACAGUCAAUCAUACACAAAAUUAUAUGUCAAAAAGUGAGCUGUUACUGAUUUAUGUAAAAAAUGUUGAGUAUUUCCAUUAUAUAAAGUAAAUAGUGUCAAAUAGCAGUAAGUAGAAUGUCAUUUUAGAAAAAUUGUUUAUUUACAAACCAAGGCCAAAAUGAAAAUAAAACAAAAUUGCAUACAAAAGUUUUAAGAGCAAAAGAUUUUGUUGGUGAGCUGUGGUUUAGGUGUAAAAUUUCAUUUAACAAGCCUAUGGCUCAAAGUUAAGUCUGAGUGUAAGUAACUAUAUUCUAGAACUGAGACUGAGGCAAUGAAGUGAGGUUUGGAAGAGGCAAUCAAGUCUGAAUCAAGAAGCCAAAAGCCCUUCUUUUAUAAUGCAGUGUGCAAUAGAAAGAUUAAAUAAGAUGCAACAGAAAGCUCACUGGAACGAAUUUUUCAACCAUGUACUCACCAUCUUCACUUGCCAGUCAGAAAUAUUGGUCUUUAUUAAAGUGUUAUUAGUUGUUGUUUUCAAUGUGACUGUGAAUUUAAAAAGCAAAUAGAACAUGUAUAAGUGUUUUACCUUUGCCACUGAAAUAUUGUAAAAUGUUUACAUAAUUAACAUAUUUCUAUUGUAAUUGAAGAAAAUGAGUUAAAGUGUCGUACAUAAUCUUCUUGACCAUGCUGUUGCUGGCUAUUUUCCAAAACUCAGAACUGUACCUGUGCUGCAUUUAAAAUUGUCAGAUUAUUUUUCUCUGGUGUUGCAAACUGUUCAGUAUUUUGGCGUAUGUAACAUUUUUAGAUAUGUUACCAGUCAUGUACUGGA